CAGUGUGUUAUGGGUUAAUUCAUGCAAUGUGAGGAAUCUCUCUGCUUCUUUCUCAAAUAAACCUGCUAUUUAUUGUUUUGUGACCGUUAAUGCCCACCAACAGCUCGUGGACAACAAUAUCCAGCUGGACUGCUGAUUUGACAGCGAUGUUUAUUGAUUGUUUUUAUGAGGCUCGCAUACAGUGGCAGUCGAAAUCUAUCAGCAGCUUUUUGCGAUGUGAAUCAAACUCGGGAAUUAUGAGCUGGAAUUCGCCUUUAGAUCAUGGAAGUAGGCUACUGAAGAAUCUAGAGGCUCAUUAGCGCUGAUUGGAGUUGGAGGAAAAGUACAACUGGUUUUAUUGCUUUUGCCUGGAAGUCGGACGGGUUUUUUUCGGAUAACGAUCGGGAUAAGGACCACUCUCCACUGCUAUUCGCACCAAAAAUAAUAUUGCGUAUAAUCGCGAAUGAGAUCUGGAGAAUUUCCUCACAAUUCAGCGACAAUCCAUGAUCCAGAUUUCAGCAGUGGGAUAAUCUGGAUCCUGCAGCGACAUCGGCUCGGAUCAUCAGUCCGUCGGGAUCUGAGGGAUCACUGCCAGAGAUCGCCCAUCAUCACCACUGAAGGGAGAAGAUGCCGUUCCACCAUGUGACGGCAGGAUUGCUGUACAAAGGGAACUAUUUGAGUCGCUCACUGUCCGAACACAGCAAUAGUGAACAGCUCGCCAACAUCUCCGUGGAGGAACUAGAUGAAAUCCGGGAGGCGUUCAGGGUCCUGGAUCGGGAUGGCAAUGGGUUCAUCUCCAAGCAGGAGCUUGGCAUGGCCAUGCGCUCACUAGGGUACAUGCCCAGUGAAGUGGAGCUGGCGAUCAUCAUGCAGAGACUGGACAUGGAUGGUGAUGGACAGGUGGACUUUGAUGAGUUCAUGACGAUACUCGGACCGAAGCUCCUGUCCUCUGAAACACGGGAAGGUUUCCUUGGAAACACAAUUGACAGCAUAUUCUGGCAGUUUGACAUGCAGCGGAUAACACUGGAGGAGCUGAAACACAUCCUUUUUCAUGCCUUCCGGGACCACCUGACGAUGAAGGACAUCGAGAACAUCAUCAUCAAUGAGGAGGAGAGCUUGAACGAGAACUCGGGGAACUGUCAGACCGAGUUUGAGGGAGUUCAUCCCAAAAAGAAGAAUCGGCAGACGUGUGUGCGCAAGAGCCUGAUAUGUGCGUUCGCCAUGGCCUUCAUCAUCAGCGUCAUGCUCAUCGCGGCCAAUCAGAUGCUGCGCAACGGCAUGGAGUAGCGACACCACUGUGAGCGGGGCGGAGCCUGCAUGUGCAUGUCUGUGGAUGAAGUUAUCGAAACUCGAGAAACAAAACCAAACGCCUCACUACUGAAAAGAGGAGCUUUUUAUUCUUUUUUUAUUUGUAUUCUCCUAUUACUUUUCCACGCGGACCAAGCGACACAGGAAGUGUAGAGGCGAGCCAAGCCAGCAUGUUACACGGGGCCUCAUCUCUCAGGCAGGGACUUUAAAGGGCUGACUUUCUGCUUUUCGUGCCACCUCUGUUCCCUAAUGCAAUAACACGCAGGAGUUCAUAAACCGUCGCCGUCUCCUCCGUGUCUUCAGAUAUUUCAGCAGGGAUUCGCUGAUGAGCUUCUGCUGGGUUCGGGCCUCCUGUCGAUGUAGGAAGGCAAAAGUAAUUGGCAACUCAUUACACCUUUGUGGAGGGAGAUUUACAGCAUCCACUCCGGAGACUAUUUAUGUCUGCUCUUGCCAGAGUGCUAUUCUGGCUCGGGGGAUGCUGGGAGACUGGGGAAGGAGCGCUCGUUGUAGUCCAUAAUUAAAUCCAUAGUCGUCAGCUCCAAAAAUCCAUGAGCCUGACUCAUUGUUUUCAUCAUUUCGAAUGUGUUCUGCCAUUCAUUUGUGCGAUCUUCCUGUGUCUAAUGCUUUUCCUGAAGUGAUUUGUAAUGAGCACGCCCACGCAAAAUGUUGAAACAAAACGGAAAGUUGUGCAGAUUUCCACAAAAUUGGAACUGCCGUCAUACAGGAGUUCUAGUUCCAUGUUUGUUUUGUUCAAAUUGGGAUUGCAUGGGGAAACAGGUUUAAUUCCCAGGAAAUCAGUGUAUAUCUUGAAUGCAUUUUAGUUCGCUUUGGGUAAAAUUAUCUACCAUAGAGUCCUGCAGUCGUGAUGUCAAAACCCAGAAGACUAAUUCGCCGUUGAGAUAUUCCCAUGGGCUUUUAUAAUGUUUUUUUUUAAUUAUUAUUUUUUAUUUAUGAGUAAAAUAAGAUCUGUGGUUAAUUUAAAUUGAUGAUACUUGAUCUACAACAUAAAUGAUACACAUCCAUAAUGGAAACAUGAUUUUGAAUUUCCUUUUAAAAAAAAAGUUUGUCAUAUGUAACUACAUAGUAAUUACAUACAAAUUUUUUUUGUGUGUGGAUGUGUGCAGUUCAUGUUGUACAACAAAACGACAAGUUUCAUCAAGUUUUAGUUACCACAGACCUUAUUUUACUAAUUAAGUAAAAAGCCCAAUCAAAAUAAAUGAAUAAAUAAAUAAAAAACACUGUGAAACCUGUGGCGAAUUAGUCUUGCUUUGACAUCACAGCUACAGCCCUUUAUUCAGUUAUGUUGUUUCUAUGUUUUGGCAAUGACAUUUACAUUAUGGUAAACACAUUGAUGUACACAGCGUUUUGCGUUAUUUUUCUCAUGCAGUAUUGUUGUUCAUUUUCCAAUGAAAAUAGCAAAAAAUUCUCCAAACGAGCAAAAUUACAUAAAAUGUUAGGAAUUAUAUAAAGAAUUCAGUAAUUAUGUAUUUCAAUAAAUAUUAUUAAUGUAAAUCUUACACAAUUAUAUGACCUUUUAAAAUGACAAAUUGCAGUUUUGCUUGUCUACAGGUGUCUACAGGUUCCAUCUGGGCCUAAUGAGUGAAUAACAAGAUGUUUUUACUUGGGUUUUGCAAGUACUUCAAAGCACUUAAUGUGUCUUAAUGGUACUUUAUGGCCAGUUAUCAGUGUUUUUAACCUGUUGAGACCUGUUCCAUUUCAGCAUUUCUGAAAGGUUUACGAUGGCUCUCAGAUUCAUGUUAGUGGAUGAGCUUGGGUUACCUCCCUUUUUGAGCUGCACUGAAGAUGUCCUUCACCUUAUCAUAAGCCACAGUCAUCUUCAUGGUUACGUGUACGGUGGAUGUUCAUAUAGCAUUUCAUUCUCUGUCUGUAUUAAAGCCACCGUAGCACUGCAUUGUUGAUGUUUCAGUAGAUGUAUGUAAUGAAGAUGCUUCACAAAUCUUCAAUAUUGGGAUUGUAAAAAGGAAAAGAAUGGAAAGAUUGGAAGAUGAUUGUAUCUUUCACAUAGGUGCAAUGGCUGAAACUCUGUGCCUGAUGCAUUUCUUCUCUUGUGUUUCAUGGAUGUCUCCUCUGGACACCUCUGUAGAAAACGCACUGGUAGGCUAUAUGUCCUCCGCCAUGUUUCCUGAGGUCUGCUUCUACUUUAUAAUGCAUGUGAAUGAGCAGAACUUUGUAAAUAGAGCUUCACAUGUGUGUUUUCUGUCCGUGCAUGAUAGUUUAAAACAGUACAUUCUGCACAGAUCGUGACAGGGCUACUGAGGGGGCGGCUGAAAUCAAUAUGUGUCUGCCAGCUCUCCGUUCUCCCCCGAAACCCCUCACUAAAGCCAUAUUCGUCCGCACAGGUGUACUUUAGAAAAUAAAGGUGCAUACACUGAAAUUAUAAAGGUAUAAUGUUAGUCCAACCCCUUUUUUUCCUGACUCAAAUGUUGAGUGGAUAGUUGAUUCUGGUAUGAUAAUGACAUCUGGUGGUGGACGUGAUUACUUCAUUCCCUGUGUUUGUCCUCAUACUGUCCUUGUCUGAUCUAGAAUGUAACAUUAGCUUGUAGCAUUCAACACAAGAUCUGGAUGGGUUGAUAUAUGACGUAUACUAUGUGUGUAGAUGAUUUUGAGCUCCACAAUUGUGUGGUGAAUGAGAAAAAUUAGACAUUAAUUAUAUUUUGGGGUUGGGUGUGAUUUUAGGAAUGAAGGAUUGUUAUACCAAUAUACGGAGUCAAUUAUUUCAGUUUAUGCCGUUAUUUAAAGACAAUGUAGUAAAAUUGCUUUGACAUGAACAAAAUAUCCCAUGAAAUCAGAUUCAAUUGGUUCUGUAGGCCAUUUAAAGGGUUAGUUCAUCCAAAAAAUGAAAAUUAUCCCGUGUUUUAUUCACCUUCAAAGCCUCCUUGGUGUAUAUGUCUUUCUUCUGGACGAAUUGAACGAAUACAAUCAGAGUUUUAUGAUGGAUGCAUGCACUUUAUUUGACUACUUUUUGGACUGUUGAACAAAAACACUUUUCUGUUCCUAUUCUUACACUUGGAAGUGCAAGGAAAAUGUUUAAUAUAACCCUGAUUGGAAAGAAAAAAAGUCACAUAGAUGCUUUGAGUGUGAAUAAAACAUGAGUUAAUUUAAAUUUUUGGCUAAUGGUUUAAAGUGGGUUGUAUUUCAAAAGGCUUUAGGGUUUGGCAAACACAGGUGAUGUGGUGGUAAAGUUGGCUACAAUAAACUGUAAAAAAACUAAAUGUAAAUAGCCAUAUUUACAGUUAUUCACUUAAUGAUAUAUCUGUACACUUCGCAUGCAUAAUAUUUAGCUAUGUAGUUGGGACUAGCUUCUUGCAAGCUGCCCAUAGAUGAUUUUAAUAUACAUAUUCAAAUAUGUACAGGACAAAUGCAUAGAGUUUAUGCAAUAAAGCAUUUUUGUAACAUC
This is a messenger RNA of Carassius gibelio (silver crucian carp), 4705 nucleotides long. It is a transcript of the gene caln1, whose product is annotated as calneuron 1. The transcript has 6 exons. The record is from RefSeq and is a predicted model, not a curated record. NCBI's taxonomy places the organism in Eukaryota, Metazoa, Chordata, Actinopteri, Cypriniformes, Cyprinidae. The coding region runs from base 607 to 1266 and encodes 219 amino acids. Gene Ontology annotation, molecular function: calcium ion binding.